Propithecus coquereli (Coquerel's sifaka) is the source of this 3582-nucleotide messenger RNA. It is a transcript of the gene ZNF689, whose product is annotated as zinc finger protein 689. Gene Ontology annotation, biological process: regulation of transcription by RNA polymerase II. Lineage: Eukaryota; Metazoa; Chordata; Mammalia; Primates; Indriidae. Gene Ontology annotation, cellular component: nucleus. Gene Ontology annotation, molecular function: DNA-binding transcription activator activity, RNA polymerase II-specific; RNA polymerase II cis-regulatory region sequence-specific DNA binding. The coding region runs from base 346 to 1848 and encodes 500 amino acids. The transcript is spliced from 3 exons. The record is from RefSeq and is a predicted model, not a curated record.
AUUACUCUUGAGGGCAGAGAGGUUAGGAAGCCGGCAUGGCGCUCCGGUCAAUAAAAUCGAUAGCUGGAAGCUGCCUGUGUUCCAGGCAAAGGCGGUGCAGUAGCAGCGCCGCCAUUUUCCCCGAAGGCAUCUUCCGGUGCCUUUCACCCAAGUUCGGGCAGGAGUUUCCUGAAUAACAGAGAAAGGUUUCCGUUAGCCCUGCGGGCGGCCGAUUCCGAUUCCCUCUGGCCCUCCCCGGCCACGCUCAGCCCUGGUCCGGCUGGGGCUCCUAAAUCCCGGGGUCCGCCAGCGACCAAGGGCCGAGGCCUGGACGGGGAAGGCCGUGGGGCCGGCUUCUCAGGUCCAAUGGCGCCGCCUUCGGCUCCGCUAGCUGCGCGGGGACCAGGACAAGCCAGACCCAGUCGGAGAAGGGGAAGGAGGCCGAGGGCUGUGAAGUUCGUGGACGUGGCCGUGUACUUCUCCCCAGAGGAGUGGGGAUGUCUGCGGCCCGCGCAGAGGGCCCUGUACCGGGACGUGAUGCGGGAGACCUACGGCCACCUGGGCGCGCUCGGGUGCGCAGGUCCCAAACCAGCCCUUAUCUCCUGGUUGGAACGAAAUACCGAUGACUGGGAACCAGCUGCCCUAGACCCACAGGAGUACCCAAGAGGGGUAACAGUCCAGAGAAAAAACAGAACCAGAAAGAAGAAUGGGGAGAAGGAAGUAUUCCCACCUAAGGAGCCACCCCGAAAGGGAAAGCGAGGCCGGCGGCCCAGCAAACCCCGACUGAUUCCCAGGCAGACAUCCGGGGGCCCCAUCUGCCCUGACUGUGGCUGUACCUUCCCUGAUCACCCGGCCCUGGAGAGCCACAAGUGUGCCCAGAAUCUGAAAAAGCCUUACCCUUGCCCAGACUGUGGGCGCCGCUUUUCCUAUCCAUCCCUGCUGGUCAGUCACAGGCGGGCACACUCUGGUGAGUGCCCCUAUGUUUGUGACCAGUGUGGCAAACGUUUCUCUCAGCGCAAGAACCUCUCCCAGCACCAGGUUAUCCAUACAGGCGAGAAGCCCUACCACUGCCCUGACUGUGGCCGCUGCUUCCGUAGGAGCCGGUCCUUGGCCAAUCAUCGGACCACGCACACAGGCGAGAAACCCCACCAGUGCCCCAGCUGUGGGCGUCGCUUCGCCUACCCCUCCCUGCUAGCCAUCCACCAGCGCACACACACAGGAGAGAAGCCCUACACCUGCCUCGAAUGCAACCGCCGCUUCCGCCAGCGCACUGCCCUAGUCAUUCACCAGCGCAUCCACACUGGCGAGAAGCCCUACCCAUGUCCGGACUGUGAGCGGCGUUUCUCCUCAUCCUCUCGCCUGGUCAGUCAUCGGCGUGUACACUCUGGUGAGCGUCCCUAUGCCUGCGAGCACUGCGAGGCCCGCUUCUCGCAGCGCAGUACACUGCUCCAGCACCAGCUCUUGCACACGGGAGAGAAGCCCUACCCCUGCCCAGACUGUGGACGUGCCUUCCGGCGGAGCGGCUCCCUGGCCAUACAUCGCAGCACACACACCGAGGAGAAACUGCACGCUUGUGACGACUGUGGCCGCCGCUUUGCCUACCCCUCGCUGCUGUCCAGUCACCGGCGCGUGCACUCAGGCGAGCGGCCCUAUGCCUGCGACCUUUGCUCCAAGCGUUUUGCCCAGUGGAGCCAUCUGGCUCAGCACCAGCUACUGCACACUGGGGAGAAGCCUUUCCCUUGCCUUGAGUGUGGCCGAUGCUUCCGCCAGAGGUGGUCUCUGGCUGUCCACAAGUGUAGCCCCAAGGCCCAAAACUGUAGCCCUAGAUCUGCUACUGGGGGGCCCAGUCAGAGGGGCAAUGCCCUUUAGAGUGGGAAGGACUGCAUAUGUUCAUUUCAUUUCAUGGAGGGGCCCAGAAAAGGGAAGGAGGAACCAUAGGUCACGCAGGGCAAAGUCAGAACUAAAACCCAGGUCUCCUGCUGCACAGAACUGAACUUUAGUAUAUUCCACUGCACUGGCUGCCUUCCUGUGUGUGUCAAGGACAGUCCCAUUAGGAGUGAUGACAUCAUUUGGUUAAAGUUUUCCAAGCUACUCUAGCCUAAAAUAAUUUAUGUGUGUGGAUGUCAGGGCUAAAGUUCUCUCCAUCUGUUUCAGGGGCUGUCUGCUUUUCUAGAGGGUGCAUAUUGGGGUUACCUGUCCCCUUGCAUGCAGUCAGGAGAAUCCCAUUUAUAGGGGCAGGACCUUCUACUCUGCCUCUUCUUCUGUACCAGGUUGGAAAAACCUGGUUUGGCCCACUUUUUACAACACUCCUGCCAAGUAGUCUUCUACCCCUUGAUUGAAAACUUCCCUUGACAGGGAGCUCACUACCUCACAAGGCAGGUCAUUUCACCUGGGAUAGCACUGGUCUUUAGAAGGUUGUCAAGUACCACAUUCUCCUCUGUAAACCUUGCCUAGAAUAUGUUUAAAUAUUUCAUCUACAUGGCAGCCCUUCAGAUAACUUAAUCACAACCACUUUGCCCCCAAGUUUUCAGGUUAAAUAGCACUAACAUGAUCAAUCAUCCCUUAAGACAGGGUUUCAAUUCCCACAUGAUCUCUCUCCAAACGCACUAUUUUUCAAUGUCUCUUUUAAAGGGUCAUACAAAAAUAAGGCAGCACCCACAGUGUAUGCUGUACACUUCCUUGUUCUGUACUUGUCUCAGCAGCUCUUGGUUGCACUGGAUUUGGGUGCAGCUGCACUGUACCAGGGGUUUAUUGUGUUGCAGAUGUCUAAAUGCCCUACACUUUUUUUUUUUAAACUACAUGCUAUAGAGCCAAAUCUUUUCCACACUGUGUUUGGAAAAUUGGUUCAAGUUGGGUAUGAGACAUAAGUAUAGUAAGCUUUGGGAGAAGGUUGAUCUUAAGGAAAAACAAGGGACCUGUGGUCUAGCAGCAAGAAGUAAGUACGGGACUGGCUUGUGCUUCAUCUGGUGGACUUGGAUUAGUUCCAGGAAGCCAGUGGCUGGAAAAUCCUUGAGAACUGGGUCUUACUCCUCCCUGGGUCUCAUCAGAAUUAGGAGAAUCAGCACAGAACCUUCUAUGAAGCCUCAGUCAACAUUUUUUCAUAAAAUUAGGUGAGGCCUUUCAAGGAGGAUAGAAAGUUAGGAAUUGACUACAAAGAGGAAAAGUCUAUAGUCAUCAAAUUGCAUCCAUGCCGGCCUUCCUCCAGAGGGGCAGCGGCGGCAGUGGCAGCAGCAAUGUGUCUUAAUCUUUGAUAUGCCUCCAUAGCUCAGUAAAGCUUUACCGAAUUAUUAUAAAUGUGAAAAAGGCCCACCACUUUGCCUUGGGCAGCUGCACCAAAUUGGAAUUUCCAAACGUGACUUCUCAUAUUCCAACAGCUGGAGUGGGUAGCUCUCCUCCCCCUGUUGCUUUUUCCUACAGCUCUCCUGAUCUCAGCGCCAGAGUGUGAGAGCAGCUGGGGAGCACAGCAUUGUGUAAUUACCUCCGUUCUGUUUCUGCUUAGUCAGUCUGCAUUGUAAUUGUUUGUCUGUUUCUCCUUGGAUGAUGAGCUACCCCCAGGCAGGGGUCAUACCAGACUGGGUCUCAUUAAAAUGUCUGAUGAAUGAA